Peromyscus californicus insignis is the source of this 2361-nucleotide messenger RNA. RefSeq names its product keratin, type II cuticular 87. NCBI's taxonomy places the organism in Eukaryota, Metazoa, Chordata, Mammalia, Rodentia, Cricetidae. Gene Ontology annotation, molecular function: structural constituent of skin epidermis. Gene Ontology annotation, biological process: keratinization; intermediate filament organization. The transcript is spliced from 9 exons. Gene Ontology annotation, cellular component: keratin filament. Bases 86 to 1573 code for a protein of 495 amino acids. The record is from RefSeq and is a predicted model, not a curated record.
GGGCGGCGGGCGCGCUCCUUCCUGCGCGAUAUAAGGCUCCUGGCGGGCCUUGGGGUCCAGAUCGGCCCUGAAUCGCCUACACACCAUGUCCUGCUUCUCUUCCCGCCUCGGCGCCUCCUGCGGGGUCCGCGCUUUCAGCUGCGCCUCAGCCUGCGGGCCCCGGCCUGGCAAAUGCUGCAUCUCCGCAGCUCCCUACCGCGGCAUCUCCUGCUACCGAGGACUCUCUGGGGGCUUCGGCAGCCGCAGUGUCUGCGGGACCUUCCGCUCCGGCUCCUGUGGACGCAGCUUCGGAUACCGCUCUGGAGGGGUCUGCGGGCCCACACCCCCCUGCAUCACCACAGUCUCUGUCAAUGAGAGCCUGCUCACACCCCUCAACCUGGAGAUCGACCCCAAUGCUCAGUGUGUGAAGCAUGAGGAGAAGGAACAGAUCAAGUGUCUCAACAGCAAGUUUGCCGCCUUCAUCGACAAGGUGCGCUUCCUGGAGCAGCAGAACAAGCUGCUGGAGACCAAGUGGCAGUUCUACCAGAAUCGUAAGUGCUGUGAGAGCAACGUGGAGCCGCUGUUCGAGGGCUACAUCGAGACCCUGAGGAGGGAGGCUGAGUGUGUGGAGGCGGACAGCGGGAGGCUGGCUGCUGAGCUCAACCACGUGCAGGAGGCCAUGGAGGGCUACAAGAAGAGGUAUGAAGAGGAAGUGGCUCUCAGGGCCACUGCUGAGAAUGAAUUUGUGGCCCUGAAGAAGGAUGUGGACUGUGCCUACCUCCGUAAGUCGGACCUGGAGGCCAAUGCAGAAGCACUGACCCAGGAGAUUGACUUCCUACGGCGACUCUAUGAGGAGGAGAUCCGAAUCCUCCACGCCCACAUCUCAGACACCUCCGUCAUCGUCAAGAUGGACAACAGCCGGGACCUGAACAUGGACUGCAUCGUGGCUGAGAUCAAGGCUCAGUAUGAUGACAUUGCCACCCGCAGCCGGGCAGAGGCUGAGUCCUGGUACCGCACCAAGUGUGAGGAGAUGAAGGCCACAGUGAUCCGUCACGGGGAGACCCUGCGUCGCACCAGAGAGGAGAUGAAUGAGCUGAACCGCAUCAUCCAGAGGCUGACAGCUGAGAUUGAGAACGCCAAGUGCCAGAACACCAAGCUGGAGGCGGCAGUGACCCAGUCUGAGCAGCAGGGAGAGGCUGCCCUCACCGAUGCCCGCUGCAAGCUAGCUGAGCUGGAGGCUGCCCUGCAGAAGGCCAAACAGGACAUGGCCUGCCUGCUCAAAGAGUACCAGGAGGUGAUGAACUCCAAGCUGGGGCUGGAUAUCGAGAUCGCCACCUACAGGCGCCUGCUGGAGGGCGAGGAGCACAGGCUGUGCGAGGGUGUGGGCUCUGUGAAUGUCUGUGUCAGCAGCUCCCGUGGUGGAGUCACAAGUGGGGGCCUCACAUAUGGCACAACCCCAGGGCGCCAGAUUGCCUCUGGCCCCUCUGCCACUGGGGGCAGCCUCACAGUGAUGGCCCCUGACUCCUGCUCUCCUUGCCAGCCACACCCCACCAGCUUCAGCUGUGGGAGCAGCCGCUCAGUGCGCUUUGCUUAGAAACAGGACCUCCAACUGAGCCACCUCUCUGCCCCUGAAUGGAGUGAUGUGUGAAUGGAAAAUGUGCGCUUGCUUCCAGAAUAUUCCAGAUGUUCCUGUAGGAGAAAAGAGCUCAGGGUCGCUCUCCUUCACCUUCUUCUUUAGGGAGUUGUUUCUCGGUUCUCCUCUGGCUUCACUUUAGAAGCUUAUUCCCAAGCCUUCCCUUAAUUCCAACCUGUCUUCAAACACCUAUAAUUGAUUUGUGUCCUUCACCAAGUCCUCUGGGACACUACCAGUCACCAAGGGUGGCUAGAUAAUAAGCUUAGCCUUCAUGGGUCAAGGGCACAAUCCUAACCACCCAGUGAUUCCCCCCAAAACCAAGAACCAGAGGGAACCCUCACCAAGCAGCUCCCACUUCUGGCCCCAGGUACACGGCCUCAGAGGCAGCAAGCACCUGCCUAUCAUUGGUUGUGUUUGCUCACCUCCCUGACUGACUGCCUUUCUUGGGGCAACCUGCUCCAGCCAGACUCUUUGGGUGGCCUCCCAGAAAACAAGUCUACUCUCUGGGGAGUUAUGCUACCUACAGCCCCUGGCUGGGAGCUUUGAACAGGUCUUGUUAUUCAAGAUACCUUUACACGUUUCAAAGACUCCAUACUUGCUCCAGGCCUUCCUUGCCUGUGCAGAAGGGAACUGCCCACUGGAGAGCUGAUGGGAUGGGGACUAUGAGGCCACUUUCCGGUUCUGUCUGUGGGUGCCUUGCCUUCUGGGUUGACCCCAUCUGUGUUUCAAUAAAUGCUGCUGCGAUGCAA